AUGGAAACACUACCCACCAUUAAAUCACCAAAAAGUGAAGCUGUUACCCCUAAGUUGAGAGAUAUGCUGAACAUUGAUGUUGAUACUAAUAAUGUUGUUACUCAUCCUCCGAACUCAAUAAUUACCCUCGAUGCACUUCGUAAAUAUUUUAUGGUAUCCUUUGACCUCAAUCAACCUGCUGCUAAACUUGAUCAGGGUGAAAAUGAAAACUUUAUGGUUGUUGAAUCAUCAGCUCCUAAGGGAAAAGAAAAAAAAAAGCAGCAGCAUGAAGUUUAUGAAGAAGAAAGCAAUGAUGAGAAAUAUGAGGAUAUCAUCAAGUUCUGAGAAUGCUGAUAUG
This is a messenger RNA of Arachis ipaensis, 337 nucleotides long. Lineage: Eukaryota; Viridiplantae; Streptophyta; Magnoliopsida; Fabales; Fabaceae. The record is from RefSeq and is a predicted model, not a curated record.